AUGACGAUGUCGGUGUGGAUGAGGUUGGUGGGUUGGGGUUUAACGGUUGUGCCAAGACUGGUGCGCUGCAGGAACAGAGCGGGUGCCGGUCUUGGCAGAGCUUGGUCGCCUGGUGGCUCUGGAUUGCGUUUGGGGCGGGUCGCGUGGUCGCAAACGGACUCGCAGAGGAGAAGGAAAAGGUCGAAUUUCGAAUUCAAAAUGACGGAUUCGUGA
Molecule: messenger RNA, 213 nt
Organism: Colletotrichum tamarilloi
Lineage: Eukaryota; Fungi; Ascomycota; Sordariomycetes; Glomerellales; Glomerellaceae
Exons: 1
Coding region: 1-213 (70 amino acids)
Source: RefSeq, a predicted model, not a curated record